Dermacentor albipictus is the source of this 5385-nucleotide messenger RNA. Its product is annotated as zinc finger protein OZF-like. The record is from RefSeq and is a predicted model, not a curated record. NCBI's taxonomy places the organism in Eukaryota, Metazoa, Arthropoda, Arachnida, Ixodida, Ixodidae. Gene Ontology annotation, biological process: regulation of gene expression. Gene Ontology annotation, cellular component: nucleus.
CCCGCGCGCUCCCUCGAUCCACUACCCGUACUCUAGUACAUCAUACUUUGUUUACUCGAUAUGAGUGAGUGUUCUGUGCACGACUUCACGUGGUUCUGCGGUGGAGUUGUGGUGGCUGUGUUUACGGCACGUGGUGAGCGAGCAGGUAUACAAAUUCAUUUCCCUGCCGCUGUCGCUUACGAACACCUUCAAAGCUUCGGCUGAUCUUAGUUGUGCCCGUCAAGAUAUAGGCCAUCUCUGCACCGUUGACAACAAUUAGCCGCAAGUGCUGAUUGCUGCUGGUUGGCUCAGUCCAGAAACAGGCCUCACAAAUGCGAUGAGCCUAGCUGAAAGCAUCACUGCCAAAAGGGUACGCCACGUCCCUUCAAAGGUCCUUGGUCAGUUCGAGGUUGGCAUGCAGCACAGCUUGCCUCUGGCUGACAAAUCUGUUGACUGUUCGUUGAAACCAGGGAGUGAGUCUAGGAGCGUGCAGACGACGGAGGCUGUGGAACAGUUAAGCUCCACCUCAGCAUCAAGACCUUUAAUUUCUGCAUCAACUGCCAAAUGUGACAACUCAAAGCAAGGAUGCUUCCACCGAUGUCAGCUAUGUGACUAUGAGACUGAUGAACUAUUUCUUCUGGAAGAACAUGCCAGCGACCAUACUGGCGAGAAACUGUUUCAUUGCCCUUUAUGCCAUCGGAGGUUUCCACAGAAGCAGAGACUGAAAACCCACCUGCUCACCCACACAAUCAAGACGCCAUUUCAGUGCACUUCAUGCUUUCGGAGCUUCUCGGAUAAGGCUCACCUGAAAGACCACUUGCGCAUCCAUACGAAGGUGAAACCGUUUCAUUGCCUUUUAUGCCCUCAGAGCUUCUCACGAAAGUAUGACCUGAAAGAUCACCUGCGCACCCACACAGGCGAGAAGCCAUAUCAGUGCCCUUCAUGCUCUCGGGGCUUCUCAAAAAAAUGUCACCUGAAAGCACACCUGGUGACUCACACAAACGAGAAGCCAUAUCAGUGUCCUUCAUGCUCUCGGAGCUUCUCGCGAAAAACCUCCCUGAAAGACCACCUGUGCAGCCACACAGGUGAGAAGCCAUAUCAGUGCCCUUCAUGCUCUCGGGGCUUCUCACGAAAGGGCUACCUGACAAAGCACCUCCCCACUCACUCAGGCGAGAAGCCAUUUGAGUGCCCUUUAUGCUCCCAGGCAUUCUUACGAAAGUAUGACCUGAAAGCGCACCUGGUGACUCACACAAGCGAGAAGCCAUUUGACUGCCCUUCAUGCCGUCAGAGCUUCUCACGAAAGAGCAACCUGAAAGUCCACCUGCGCAUCCACACAGGCGAGAAGCCAUAUCAGUGCCCUUCAUGCUCUCAGAGCUUCUCACACUGCAGCACCUUCAGGAAACACAUGAGGCGAGAAGCCAUUUCAGUGCCCACUCUACCUUCAGAGAUUCUCGUUCAGAAAUGCCCUAAAGAUACACCAUGCAGUGCAUUCAUACAGGUGACCGGCCAUAAAAUUGCACCGUCUCCUCCAGGUCCUCAUCACUUGAACGGACUUCAGAGAGCACAGCACCAUGGUGCUGUAAUGUAGGUCAACAAUCUUGUUGAACUAGAGUCUUAGUUACUUACUCUUAGAUUCUGUGCUGCAAGAUUAGACAGUCACACGUGCAAUGAAACGACAAUGGGUCCAUUGAUAAAGCAUGUGCGUGUGAUGACGGUGAAAACAUACGGUCGUAACUUUUUUCUGAGUGGAUUCUAAUUUGGAAAUAUCCUUUAUGCGUUGAGGCGACCACACUACAGAAGCAUACUCUAAAACAGGUAUAAUUAGUGAUUUAUAGGCUGUAAGCUUGCACUCUUUAGUGCCUUGUUUUAAAGUUCGUUUUAGGCACCCUAAUUUUUGCAGCGCUUUAUAGCAGACUAUUGAUAUGAUUAUGCCAACUAAGGGUUGGCAUAACUAAGGUUAGGUUAGUUGUGAAAGUAAGUCCAAAGCAUUUGUACUUGUUAACUUCGUUAAUACUGUACCCUUGAGUGCCGUAGGUGAAUUUUAGAGGCUGUUUCUUGUUAGUAAAAGUCAUUGCCACAGUUUUGCUGAAGGUAAUGUUUAUCUGUCAUGUGUUACUCCAGUCUGAAAAUGAUGAAAAUAUGUUGUUAAGCACUUCUUGAUCACGAAGAGUAUGAAUUUUGGAAUAGAUCACGCAAUCAUCUGCGUAGAGAUAUUUUCACUUGUGUGUUUCUGGCUACUUCAAUAAUGUCAUUAACAUAUAUGAUGAAUAAGAGCGGCCCGAGAACUGAGCCCUGCAGCACCCGUGACAUUACCUGAGCUAUAGAAGAGGUUUUGCAAUUAAAAGUGACAGAUUGAAGUCGGAGGUGCAGGUAACCGGAUAUCUAGUCAAUUAGUUUAUUACCAGGAAAGAUUGCAGCAAGUUGUAGUAUUCAAUGGCUUACCCUGUGAAAUGCUUUUGAGUAGUCGAAAAAGAUGGCAUCAAGCUGACCGCGGUUAUUUAGUGAUAUGGCUAUGUCAUGCGUAAAUUCUAAUAAUUGUGCUGUAGAAAAUCCUGGUCGGAAACCAUGCUGCUGUGGGGACAGAAAGUUAUUUGCCGAUAAAUACUGAAUGAUGUGCUCGAGAAGUUUGCAACAUGUGGGCAGCUAGUGAUUAGCUGUUUGCUACCAGAAUUGAAGAUGGGAAUGAUGUUAGCUUGUUUCUAAACCUGGGGAACUCAGAGACGUCUCAAGAGAUUUGUUAAAUAUAACUGUCAAGUACCGGGCAUUCCCUUCAGAGUAUCGCUGUAAAUAUUUGUUUGGCCCUCGGUCAGCUCCAAAGCUUUUUGUAAUAUCAAUUGUUAGUAAUAAGUUGUGAACACAAGCGUAAGUUAUAACGAGAGCAGGACGCUCUGGUAAAGUGUUGUUGAUGCAAAAAGGGGGACCGACGCCAUCGUCCUGACAAAAAACACUGAAAAUAAGUGUUGAAAGUUUUGGAAAUAAUCAGAGGAUCAGAGAAAGGGUGAUCGUUAAUGAUCAAUGAUGAAGUGUCAUGAGCAGCCGGAAGCACCGUUUUCAAAACAUCGAUGAGUUUUCUUUCAAGAAUGUUGAUAACAUGGUGUCGAAAUAAAAGUGUCUGGCUUUGUGCAUUUUUGGUUUUUAAUUCCGGCUGAAGCUGGUGCAGUAUUGAGCAUUAGUUGCUAUGACUCACAUUUUUAUGUUUCCGGAGCCUCUCGAUGCCCCUGAUAAGAUGAAUAUUGUCCCCAUUAUACGAAGGGUGCUUCAAGUUGCGUUUCACACACUUCUUGGGAACAAACUGCGGGAUGCAUUUCUUAAGAAUGUUGCAGAACAUAUCAAACAAGUUGUCCACACUGCAAAUGCUGCUAUAUUGUAGAAAAGCGUCAGAAGAGGAUGCUAGAAUAUUACCAAUAGAAUUGUCAUCAGCAUGGGAAAAAUUAUUGACAAUCUGAAAAUCAAGUCUUGCGCUCACAAGUGAAAUCAACCUUCAGCAGAACUUCCUUGUGAUCGGACAGGCCUUCUAUGAUUUGGCAGUCCUAUCCAUUAUGUAGUAACCUUUGGUUAAGGAAAAUCAGAUCAAGGAUUGAGCUCUCACGGGUAACGCUACUAACAAGCUGUGUCAGAUCUAAGAACAAAACCAAAGUCAAUAAGCGAGUCACAAAUUGGCCUCUCACGACCAUACGAAGCCAAUGUACUCCAGGUAAUACAAGGGGUAUUCAAAUCACCAGCAAGGAUCAAUUUACAGUUGUCAAGCUUGUGUUUUAAUACAUAAUUGCAACAAUCUGGAAAUAUAUUUUUUUGGAAUCAGGAGGCUGGUAUAAAGUGCAUGUACCCACCACAAGAUCACCUAUAUAUAAUUUGCACCAUGCCGACUCUGUGUUAAGAAGACUCGGUAUCACUACAAAAUCAAUGCUUUUGAGAAUAAAUAAAGCUACUCCGCCGCCCCUAACUCUUAACCUAUCACAUCGCAAGACAGAGUAAUUAGGAGGCACGAACUCACCUUCCGUGACCAAGUCGUUUAGCCAGGUCUCACUGACACAGAUAAGAGAUGGUUGAUGGCAUUCAAUUAGCGAAUUGAAGUGAACUGGCUUGUUCAAUAGGCUGCGUGCAUUUAUAUUCAGAAUGGUUAGGUUGUAUCUAUCCCGAAGUAACUCUGUGCUGCUAGUGGUGGGUAGGUUGCUGGAAGUUUUGAUAAGCGACUUGCUAGUGUCAUCCCAGGAGUACCAGAUGCUGUCUAAUAUCAGAAUGCCAAAGGUGAGUCGAACCUUGUUCACGUUCUUCCUAAGCUCAACCGAAUUACCCACAAAGCUUUGCGAGUUUGCCACACAGGGAAAGAAAAAUUCUCACUGAUAUGAGUAUCUGACCCUAUGAAUUCAAUAGCAUUCCUUAGUAUCGAACACUUCACUCUGAAAUUGAGCAGCUUAAGUAUGAUAGGUCUCACCUUUGUGCACCGAGCCAAUGACUGCACUCAACGCAGUUGCAUUCUAUUUUCAGUUUCGUGGAAAGGAGCUUCAGCACAGUGGCAAGUAGUUGCUCUUGGAAUUCAGGCGAUGGCUCAGGCACACCAUAGAUUAUUAAGUUGUUCCUACGUGAUUGGUUUUCUAAAUCAUUUUUUCUACCCAGCAGUUCGAUGGCUUUCCUAAGGUCCUCGACUGUUUCUUCUAGAGUAUACACACGCUGGUCGAUGCCAGCGGUGGCCGACGCCUUGCUUCUAUUUUCGAGAUCCUAUCUUCAAAUGCAUCAAUUUUAGCGGUCAGACUUACUAAACCUUGGCUGAAUUCUGUUUGCCCUUCUAGCAGUUCCGUGAGCACAUGUUCAGAUUUUGUGUCUGGGCCAGGGUUUGACUUUACAUCACCCGACAUAAUUAGCAACAUUCUCAAGGAAUGCAACAAACAAGAAAAGGUACACAAAAGGCACUCAGGGUCCAGCAGCAGCAGCAAACAACAAUCGUCACUUCUGAAGUAAUGCACAUGGUGUCUAUUGGUUACCUGCAAGAUGAAGCAAGCAACGUUGAGACAGCCGUUCGCCAUGCUGCUACCGGACCCACUGAAGAGCAGAAGCCGCGAGUCUGGCUUUAUAUCGUCCUGCGAUCACGUGAGCGUUGCAGCAGUUGUCCGCCAUCCACUGUUUGACCAGCACCGAUGAGGUUCGUUGUCGUCGAUAAGCAUGUUCUCGUGUGAUACGAAAUCACAUGUGCCGUUGAAGGUAGAGUCCAAGUUCGUAUGUACCAGAAUGCCACGCAAUCGACAAAUGGAAAAAGCAUAGUCCUCUGGAUAGAGGCGGCCGACGCAAGCAGAGAUCUGCAAGAUGAAGCAAGCAAAGUUCAGACAGCUGUUCGCCAUGCCGCUACCAGACUCACUAUUAGUCGCAUAUUUUAACGCCUUGUAGAAUACAUCAAUUUUGUCCACUUUA